GUGUAGUGUUUCUAUAAUAAGCCUAAAGUAAAGAUGAAGUGUGUGAUCACCUAACCUAAAGCAUAACAAUUAUCACGAAAGUAAAACUAUCGAUUCCUUGUCAAACUUAAAUCUAUUCUGAAUUAAGCUAUUGUCUGUUAUAUCACCAACGUUUUUAAUAUAAAAGCAAACUUUAAUCAACGGAGACUCUAAAUUAAGAAAUCGACAUAUAUUUUUCCAGUUUUGUUGUCUGUGGUCUCUACAUUUCAUUUUAUUCUUUCAGUUUCAGUACAUAGACUAACAUCAAUAUUAGGUUAUACUUUUGUUUCUGAGCAACAUAACAUAAAAGCCAUUGUUGGAAUAUAGUGUAACCAAAAUGCACUGGGUUUUCUAUAUAUCAAUAUCAGAAGUUGUUAAUCUAACUGAUUUUUAGUUUUACCAAUAAUCAUUCUAUGAAUACGCCACGAAUUCACUUCAUGAAUGAUCUUAAUUUUGAUUGGCUCACAAUGGAAUUUACCGAUGUUUAACUGUUUCGACUGCACUUUUCUCUCUCUAUGUUGGUCAAUCUUGAUUUCACAAAAUUUGUUUAUUAAAAUUAGCUAUUAAGUGCAAGGUUAAGGUAUAUUAUGGAGUGGUGCUACGUGCCUCCGUCAUUUUUGACGGGCUAUACGCUAGUUAACUUAAUAAUUAAGCCCGCUGUACUGUUUUAAAACUUACUAGAAGUACUAACAAGUAAGUAUUACGGCAACCUGUAAGCACUGUAUUGUCUAUAUUUUUGGUUUUAUCUUUCUUUUUGGGUUUAUCUAAAAAUUAUUUUAUCCUUGUGUUAUUUAGUUACGUUUGAAACUUUCCAGAUAGAGUUUAAAAGUGAUAAUACUGACGUGAAAAGAAAAAAACUGUUGGUCAAUCUGAGUGGUACAACAUUCAAGUUGGUGUAAAAGAAAGCAUGCAGCUGUAGUCUGGAAGGCUACAAAAACGCGUACAAUACAAACGUAUAUUCCAGCUGCCAGUUAUCUAAUUUUAGACAUGAUAGUUUAUUCUUUAUGAGAAACAGUAAGAGCAAGACUGAUAGUAAAGGAACAAUGGACAUUGAAAAUCUUGAAUUAAUCAAAUGCAUCCAGAACAAUGAAGGAAUCCAGAAGAAUCAAGUAGUAGUUUUGUUUUCCAAUUUGUACAACAGAAUUAAACAUCCAAGUUUAGAAAAUCUUAUAGAUAAACACUGGGAAGAACAAAAAAAGAAAAAUCCAACGUUGUUUGAUGGAUUGAAAUUUCGUUUUCACACACUUCACACUGUUUAUGGUCCUAAUGAGUCUGAAAUGAAAAUACAGCUUCUCUUAGGACUUACCUCAUAUAAGGACUUUUUGGGCACAUGCUGUUCACCAUUUACAGAAAAGUUUCUAGAAGAUGGGAGAAAGGACUUUGGUAACCACUGCACUUACAUGUCUCAGUCACUUGGUAUAGGGGCACUUGUUGAAACAACAAACCAUGAUUUCAUCUUUAUCAAAAGAAGUCACAACUGUGGAGAAUAUCCAGGAUGCUUAGAUCGACCUGGUGGACAUCCUGAACCAGAGGAGGUGUUCAAAAGUUUAGUGAAAAAUGAAAACCUGGAACUUACGGAAACCCCUAGUGAUGUACCAUCUGACUUAGUUGUUAAAGAAAUAUUUUCAUCAAUCUUGCGUGAAGUCAGAGAUGAAGUAAAUAUUCCUCUUGACUACCUCUCAGAGCCAUGGUUGAUGGGAUUUGUGUGCAAUAAUUCAACAGGUGGCAGGCCAACUGCUGAAUUUUAUAUAAGUUGUUCCUUGGCAACUGCAGAUGUACUUGCUAGGUACAGAGAAGGAUCUCAAGCAGAAGUUGACGAAACAAUAGGUAUAUAUGUGGCCCAACAGGAAGCACUACUUGCAGAAUCAUAUAAUGAAGAAACACAGAUUUUGUGGAAUGAUUUAACUCCAGCUGCCAAAGGGGCUGUUUUACUAUUUAAAGACUGCACUAAAUAUCACUUUAAAAUAGAGAAUGAUCAAUGAGAAGGAUACAUUAUUGGUUUUUAUCACAAGUCAGUUUUACACCAAAAACUUAGUUUAGUUUGUGGAGUUAUACAAAGGUGAAAGGUUAUUACAGUUUUAUUAUAUUUUUACACUAGAUUUCACUUUUAUGUGUAUUUAAUGGUUUGUCUGUUUAACCCUUUGCUUACCAUACGGGUGUAUUUGUUAUUUCUAUUCCAAAGGGCCAUAUGGGCAUACAUUAAUAAUAGUUCUUCACACUGAUUCCAGUGACUUAUGGUUUGUGUAGCCUUAAGUUUCUUCAAUAAAAUACACAAUAAAUCAAGCAAAUACAAAAUUUUUGAUAUUUUGUCAAAUUUCUCAAUUUUCUCUAAUUCCUCAAAAUGCACGAUGCCUGCUUGCAAAGGUCUUAAUAAUUCUUUUAAAAGUGCUAUAGAAGGAAUUUGUGAUAAGAGACAGAGUGAGACCAUAUAUAAAGAUCAUUCGUGUUUUGGGCUAAUGUUUGAACUUUUGUAAUUAUUUGUAGUAAUCUGUAGUGCCAUGACAGUUAUGUUGUUCUCUAGCCCCCAUUCUUGAGUUAUUGGUAUGGGCAAAUGUUAAUUUAUCUUGAAUUGAAAAGCCUUUGUAACUCAAUAGUUUAACUUAAGCUAAAAAUAGCAUCUGUAAAAACAGUGCAAUACUUUUUUUUUAUUUUAUAGACAAAAGUUGGUAAUCACAGUAAGAAACUGAAGAAACCUAUUUGAUAUCAUUAGUUUUUGAAAAAUAAAUGUAUUUGAGAACUGUGA
Molecule: messenger RNA, 2761 nt
Organism: Limulus polyphemus (Atlantic horseshoe crab)
Lineage: Eukaryota; Metazoa; Arthropoda; Merostomata; Xiphosura; Limulidae
Product: nucleoside diphosphate-linked moiety X motif 22-like
Exons: 3
Coding region: 1023-2000 (325 amino acids)
Molecular function (GO): GDP-mannose hydrolase activity
Source: RefSeq, a predicted model, not a curated record